This is a messenger RNA of Verticillium dahliae VdLs.17, 2487 nucleotides long. Its product is annotated as regulatory protein. Gene Ontology annotation, biological process: regulation of transcription by RNA polymerase II; DNA-templated transcription. Gene Ontology annotation, molecular function: RNA polymerase II cis-regulatory region sequence-specific DNA binding; DNA-binding transcription factor activity, RNA polymerase II-specific; zinc ion binding. NCBI's taxonomy places the organism in Eukaryota, Fungi, Ascomycota, Sordariomycetes, Glomerellales, Plectosphaerellaceae. The transcript is spliced from 4 exons. Bases 1 to 2487 code for a protein of 828 amino acids. The record is from RefSeq and is a predicted model, not a curated record. Gene Ontology annotation, cellular component: chromatin.
AUGAUGCCCAUUCACCAGUCCAUUGAGGGCCAGCCUCCUCACAUGGGCCCUGGACUCAGCCCUCCUGCCGCCACUGCCGGCGAGAAUGGCGAGCGCCAGCAGAAACCCAAGACCCUGCCCUGCAAGUACUGCAGCAAGCGUUUUAGUGAUCUCCUUGUCCGCCACGAAAAGCUUGUCCACCUCAAUGAAGGAAAUAGCGGUCCAAAAGAAUACCGGCCGAGGAAAUCUUCAGGUGCCGGUGGGCAUCAGGCCUCCUCGUCCGAAAGUCAUGCCGAAACCGAAGUGCUGAACAUUCAGCGCACACCAGUGCAAGCACAUCAGCAACCGCAGCACCAACAGCAUCAGCAGCAUCAGCCGCAUCACAACCACCAACAGCUUCAACCUCAGCAUUAUCACCAGGAUACAAUCGUUGCCGCCGCACCGUCUUCUCUCCCUCAAGAUGCCCGCAUGCAGCAGGCUCGGGCAGCCGCCUGCAAUCUCGACAUGCUCUCGGACGCUGCUCUGGCUAGCGAACGCGGCUUGUCAAAACCGGCAUCUCAGUUCCCGUCUCGCUUUCCAUCAGUUCAGCCGGACGGAAUUUCAGGCAUGGACGGGCAGGCACGAGGUGGCGAUGAGCCGAUGCGAGCACCUUCUCUGCGAAUAUCCGCAGUGGACCACAACGUAAUCAAGAACCGGUUGGAUGAGUUCUCCUCUGUGCUUCCCGCAGAUUUCAUCUUCCCAUCACGCCACACCCUGACUAGAUUUCUCGAAGGCUACAUCAGUGGAUUCCACGAGUAUUUGCCCUUCCUACACUUGCCUUCCUUGGCCCCGGCUGAAAUCGCGCCCGAGCUGCUGCUGGCGAUACUAGCUGUCGGCGCGCAGUAUCGAUUUGAGAGCCAUCGAGGCCACGCAUUAUGGUAUGCCGCAAAGGCUGUUGCGCUCGAACAAAUCCGAAGGCGACACAGCCACGAGGUUCAUGCCCUCCUGCCUACGCCAGCUGCGUACAGCCCCCAUUCGACCAGACCAUCACCAAGCACUGGCUUCCGACACACCUUUGCCUCGGCACAACAGGAAAGGCCCAUGACGCAAGACACUCACCGUGAGCCUUUUUCACCCAACACCCCGCAAGCACGGCUUGAAACAAUCCAGGCUGUUCUGCUGCUCUUUGCCGUGGGCCUGUGGGGUGCGAGCGCAAUCUUGCACGAGGCACUCUCUUUGCAGAGCCAUCUCGCAAUCUUAGUACGCGAGGAGGGCCUGACGGCGGAGUCGAGUCCAGGCGCAGCUCCUGACUGGGAGACCUGGGUCCGAUUAGAGGGCGCUUCGCGCACAAAACUGAUCGCCUACUGCUUCUUCAACCUGUGCAGCAUAGCGUACAAUAUGCCGCCACUGCUGUUGACUUCGGAUCUCAGUCUUUUCUUGCCCUACCCAUCCCGUCUUUGGAGGGCCGAAUCAACAUGGCAGUGGCAGGAAGCCCGGCAGUCAUGCCCGUCUGUGGAUAUCACUGUGCAUGAUGCGUUUGCAAGGUUGUUUGGAAGAUCGCCCCAGAGCCUUCCUGCGCACAUCACUUCAUUGGGACACUACGUUCUCAUCCACGCGCUAACGCAACAUGUGUUUUUGCUCAAACAAACUUCAUUCGCCCUCAGCUCGCCCUUUGAGCCGCAGAGAGGUCUCAAGCCAGACGAUGUCGAAGAGGUACUUCAAGCCUUGCGAGUAUGGCAGACCAGCUUCGAACAUCGACAUCAGUUGCGAGCAGCAGAAUCAGCACACAUGGGACCGAAUGACACCUUCCCUGGCGGUCCAGUGGCAUUCAACGCGACAGCUCUUCUGCGACUGGCGUAUAUACGGCUCUAUACCGACAUUACCCCGAGCAGGAGUCUUGAGACACGCGACCACAUGCUGAUUGCAUCGUCACUCAGCAACACGCCUCUUCUAGUGCGAAGCCUUCGUCUCCAGAAGGCAGUGUUUCAGGCAAUCCACGCACUUUCCAUGCUCGUCAAGGCUGGCGUCAAUUAUGUCGCGAGAACAAAAUCGCUGGAAUGGAGCAUUCAGCAUUCCUGUAAGCCAACACUUUAUGCCGAAAGCAUCAUGUCGCUAACUAGUUUGGUAGUGGGAAACUUUGAGUGCGCCGUCCUGCUCUCGAAAUGGCUUUUAACACUCUCCUCGAUUGGGCCAAACGACCAGCCAGUGUCCACGGAUGAAAAGAACUUUCUUGAAAUGAUCCGGCGCAUGCUCGACGAAACCGAGUUCGCCGUGCCGAUUGAUCCUUCAUUGGGCGGGCCUGCGGCCAACCCGCCAUCGAACAUGGAGGCUUUGGCUGGGGACAGCACAAGACUGAGGCAGCUUGCUGCGGCAGUCAUCCGCCUCUGGGCUGAGACGUUUAAGGGCACGCACAUUUUUGAUCUGGUGCGGGUGAUGGGGUCUAGUCUGGAUGGCUACGCAAGCCUGGUUGAAAAGCCACACGAUCGGGCACCUAUGGGACGGAUUGCCGCUGAAGCUGGGCUCGGCUGA